UACAUCAUUAAUUACAACAACUGGUUGGAAGAUUCAGUAAACCAAAACACUUUUUCACAACUGAGUACCAUUUAUCCUAUCAUUUCCAAGACCUGAACAUAAGAUUUGAUGUACCAUCUUCGAGCACCAACGGAGAAAUCGAUUCACUUUGGUCAAGGUGAUAUUCAAACCGCAACUGGCUAUCAUGGGCAAGAGUUGUGUUUUCCAUAGGGGAAAAGAAAUUGAAACCUCAAUGCAUUUCUAUUAGCAGUAAAGAUAUUUAUACUAGUUAAAGAUAGCUUUGUACAAGGUAAAGGAAACUAAUAUCCGAAAUUCUACUCUACGCUCCAGAAGCAGGAGCUCUCAACUAAGAUAUACCAGGAUAACUAGUAUACUACAAUUUGAAGGUCCAAACUCCACAUGGAAUGGCCAAUUCUUGAGUCACUCGUACAGAGAUGCGCGUCCUUCUCCCACAUAAAGCAACUCCAAGCUUACUUCAUCACAACCGGCACCUUCAACUGCCGCAUUCGCUCCAAACUCCUCGAUCUUUGUGCCAUCGCCCCCUUUGGCUCUCUCUCCUUUGCUAUCUCUGUUUUCCACCAAAUCCCAACUCCUUUUACCAAUGACUUCAAUGCCAUUAUCCGCGGCCUGAUGCAAAGCCCUCAACCCUCCACCGCUUUCGCAUGGUACAGAGCCAUGCUACGUGGAUCUUUCAGAGUGGAUGCCCUCACUUGCUCUUUCACUCUUAAAGCUUGCGCACGUGUCUUGGCUGCUACGGAGUCUCUUCAACUUCAUGCUAACAUCAUACGCUUUGGGUUCAUGGCGGAUGCUUUGUUAGGAACUACUUUGCUGGAUCUGUAUGCUAAAGUUGGCAAUCUAAGUUAUGCUAGGAAAGUGUUCGAUGAAAUGCCUCAAAGAGAUAUCGCCUCGUGGAAUUCCUUGAUUUUCGGGUUGGCUCAAGGGAGCCAAGCGAGUGAAGCAUUAGAUUUGUUUAAGAGAAUGGGAGUUGAAGGUUUAAAGCCUAAUGAGGUAACAGUUAUUGGUGUUCUUUCAGCGUGUUCGCAUAUGGGAGAUUUUAAAGAAGGUCUAAAGAUUCAUGGGUUUAUAAGGAACCAAAAGUUUGAUAUGAACCUGCAAGUUUGUAAUGCGCUUAUUGAUAUGUAUGCAAAUUGCGGAUUUGUGGAUAAGGCGUAUGGUGUGUUUGAUGACAUGGAUUGUAGAAAGUGUCUCGUUACAUGGAAUACUAUGAUCAUGGCCUUUGCAAUGGACGGAGAUGGAUGUAAAGCGCUGGAACUUUUUCAGCGAAUGGAUGGAGCUGGGGUGCAACCAGAUGCUGUCACAUAUCUCACUGUAUUAUGUGCUUGUAAUCAUGCUGGCCUGGUGGAGGAUGGUGUGAGAUUGUUUAAUAUGAUGGGGAAGCAUGGAGUGGAGCCUAAUGUAAAGCAUUAUGGGUGUAUGGUUGAUUUGCUAGGUCGAGCCGGGAGGCUUAAAGAAGCUUAUGAUAUUAUCAAUUCCAUGCCAAUGGUGCCUGACGUGGUGCUUUGGCAGAGUUUGCUUGGAGCUUGCCGGAUUUACAAGGAUGUGGAGAUGGCAGAGAUUGCUUCGAGGAAUCUAGUAGAGAUGGGGUCUACUAAUUGCGGGGAUUUUGUGUUGUUAUCAAACAUAUAUGCUGCGCAUGAGAGAUGGAAUGAUGUUGGUAAGGUGAGGGAUGCUAUGAAGAACAGGGAUGUGAAAAAGGUGCCUGGUUUUAGCUACAUAGAGGUGGACGGUUUGAGGCACAAGUUUUUCACCGAUGAUAAGAGCAAUGCCAGGUGGAAAGAGAUAUAUGCGAAAUUGGAUGAGAUCAGAUUCAAGAUUAAAGAGUUGGGCUACGUUGCAGAGACUAGUUUUGUUCUUCAUGACAUAGGGGAGGAGGAGAAGGAGAACCAACUGUGUUAUCAUAGUGAGAAGUUGGCAGUGGCCUUUGGCUUGAUUAGUACGAGUGAAGGAACCCCAAUUCGAGUGAUCAAGAAUCUUAGGAUAUGUGGAGAUUGUCAUGUUGUGAUUAAGCUCGUAUCAAAGUUAUAUAAGCGACAAAUUGUCGUGAGAGAUCGAGUUCGGUUCCACAAAUUUAUAGAUGGAUUCUGUUCUUGUCGAGAUUACUGGUAAGUGCAACACUAGCAAAAUGUUAAUUGAUAAUUUAACAGAUUCUUCUUUUCCCA
Messenger RNA from Gossypium raimondii (Peruvian cotton), 2180 nucleotides. Its product is annotated as pentatricopeptide repeat-containing protein At1g34160. NCBI's taxonomy places the organism in Eukaryota, Viridiplantae, Streptophyta, Magnoliopsida, Malvales, Malvaceae. Gene Ontology annotation, molecular function: protein binding; RNA binding; zinc ion binding. Gene Ontology annotation, biological process: RNA modification. The transcript has a single exon. The record is from RefSeq and is a predicted model, not a curated record. Bases 400 to 2127 code for a protein of 575 amino acids.